This is a messenger RNA of Beta vulgaris subsp. vulgaris (sugar beet), 2633 nucleotides long. RefSeq names its product peroxisomal acyl-coenzyme A oxidase 1. NCBI's taxonomy places the organism in Eukaryota, Viridiplantae, Streptophyta, Magnoliopsida, Caryophyllales, Amaranthaceae. Gene Ontology annotation, biological process: fatty acid beta-oxidation using acyl-CoA oxidase; lipid homeostasis; long-chain fatty acid metabolic process. The transcript has 14 exons. The record is from RefSeq and is a predicted model, not a curated record. Gene Ontology annotation, molecular function: fatty acid binding; FAD binding; acyl-CoA oxidase activity. The coding region runs from base 217 to 2220 and encodes 667 amino acids. Gene Ontology annotation, cellular component: peroxisome.
AUCUUCACUACAGUCGUCACCGUUCUACAUCUACUUUAUUAAAUAGGAAGUCCACCGCAUUGCCCACCCACUUCGCUCCUUUAUAUCUUCAAUUUUUCUACUAUAUCUACCCACUCAUCUAAUUUCGCUGAAAUCGUAAAGUUCCGGAUCACAAAAUUCCAGUAAAUUAGGGUUUCAAUUCAUAAACUCUUUUGGUUGAAUUGAAGAAAAAAAACAAUGGAGGAUUUAGAAGGAGGUGUUGAUUUCUUAGCUGAUGAGAGGAAAAAAGCGCAAUUUGAUUUAGAAUCAAUGAAGAUCCUUUGGGCUGGUGGACAACAUCGAUUUCAAGUUGCCGAUCGUAUGGCUCGUCUUGUUGCUAGUGAUCCUGCAUUCAAGAAGGAUGACAGGGUUAGGCUAGAGAGGAAGGAGUUAUUUAAGAACACCCUAAGAAAAGCAUGUCAUGCAUGGAAGAGAAUUACUGAACUUCGUCUGACUGAAGAAGAAGCUAGUCAAUUGAGGUUCUUCGUUGAUGAACCGGCUUUUACAGAUCUUCAUUGGGGAAUGUUUAUUCCUGCUAUCAAAGGACAAGGCACUGAGGAGCAGCAGCACAAAUGGCUCCCAUUGGCUUAUAGGAUGCAGAUUAUCGGAUGUUAUGCUCAAACAGAACUUGGUCAUGGCUCUAAUGUUCAAGGGCUUGAAACCACGGCCACGUUUGAUUCUGAGACAGAUGAAUUUGUCAUAAAUAGUCCGACAUUGACAUCCAGCAAAUGGUGGCCUGGUGGGUUGGGAAAAGUUUCGACACAUGGAAUUGUUUAUGCACGCUUAAUAAUAGAUGGGAAGGAACACGGGGUUCAUGGUUUCAUUGUCCAGCUGCGAAGUUUGGAUGAUCACCUACCUUUACCUGGAAUCACUGUUGGUGAUAUUGGGAUGAAAUUCGGAAAUGGUGCUUAUAAUACUAUGGACAACGGAGUUAUGCGAUUUGACCAUGUGCGCAUUCCUAGGGAUCAAAUGCUUAUGCGUGUGUUACAGGUGACAAGGGAAGGAAAAGUUCUGCAGUCUGAUAUACCUCGGCAGCUAAUCUAUGGCACUAUGGUCUAUGUUCGGCAGACAAUUGUGUAUGAUGCUUCACGUGCUCUAUCAAAAGCAGUUUGUAUUGCCACAAGGUACAGUGCCGUUCGUCGGCAGUUUGGCCCCAAAAAUGGACCUGAGACUCAGGUGAUUGAUUACAAAACCCAGCAGAGUAGGCUCUUUCCUUUGAUCGCUUCAGCUUAUGCUUUUAGAGUUGUUGGGGACUGGUUGAAGUGGCUCUACACCGAUGUAACUGAGAGAUUGCAAGCCAAUGAUUUCUCUACACUGCCUGAGGCCCAUGCUUGCACUGCAGGAUUGAAGUCCUUGACAACAUCUGUUACUGCUGAUGCUAUAGAAGAAUGCAGAAAACUAUGUGGAGGGCAUGGUUAUCUCUGUAGCAGUGGGCUCCCUGAGUUAUUUGCUGUCUAUGUCCCUGCUUGUACUUAUGAAGGUGACAAUGUUGUUUUGCUGUUGCAGGUUGCUCGAUUUCUCAUGAAGACUGUAUCUCAAUUGGGAUCUGGGAAACAGCCUGUUGGAACAAUUGCAUAUAUGGGCAGGGCAGAAAAUCUUUUGCAAACUCGGUGUAGUGUUCAGAAAGCUGAAGAUUGGUUGAACCCUGCCAUUGUACUAGAGGCUUUUGAAGCCCGAUCAGUUAGAAUGUCUGUUGCUUGUGCUAAAAGUUUAAGCCAAUUUUCAAACCCAGAAGAAGGCUUUCUAGAACUCUCAGCCGAUCUUGCAGGGGCAGCUGUGGCUCACAUUCAGCUUAUAGUGGUUUCAAAGUUUAUUGAGAGAUUGCAACAAGACAUAUCCGGGGACGGAGUGAAAGAACAAUUAGAAACACUCUGUAGUGUCUAUGCACUUUCAAUCUUAGGGAAGCAUCUGGGUGAUUUCCUGUCAACUAGCUGCAUCACGCCUAAGCAAGCUUCGCUUGCAAAUGAUCUUCUUAGAUCACUAUUCUCCAAGAUGCGUCCGAAUGCAAUCGCUCUUGUAGAUGCAUUCAACUACACAGAUCAUUUCCUUGGUUCAGUCUUGGGUCGUUAUGAUGGGAAUGUGUAUCCAAAGCUGUAUGAGGAAGCAUGGAAAGAUCCUUUGAAUGAUUCGGUUAUUCCUGAUGGUUUCCAUGAUUAUAUUCGACCUAUGCUGAAGCGCCAGGUCCGGACUUCCCGGCUCUAAAUUGGAUCUUGCAUUGUGGUUUGUAAAAAUUGAAUUUCAAGAAUUAGGGUAAUAAGGUUUUUAAUAAGUAAAUGCAAAACUGUGAGGAGUAAGUUUUUUUUUUUUUUUGAGGGGUGAGGAGUAAGUUAAUUGUGUUUCUAAGUCUCAGCAGUCAGCACAUCGAUGUAGUGUUACUUAUUCUGUUUUUUUUUUUUUUUUUUUUUUUUUUUUUUUUUUAUAUAUAUAUAUAUAUAUAUAAUUAGUGUCACUUAUUCAGUUGUGAUAAGUAAGUUUAUAUUCUCUUAAAUUGUACUGUAAUUGAUAAAUAGUUCCUCCGUUUUUUUUGUUCUUGCAACGUUUUUCAUAUUUGGCAAUUCUCUAUUACUUGUAAUAUUUUUAUUUUGGAUAAUAUAUUCUCUGUUUCUUUCCCUUGA